AUGGACGUGGUCAACGCAACCGCAAAAGCCGCCUUCAAUUCGACGCAGGACUACUUUUCCGUCCUGGACCAAGUUUCCAAGUUGAAUGGCAGCCUCAACUUGGCCGAGCGCCUUUGGGCCGCUUGGUAUCUCUUCAUGCAAAACGACACGCUCGCGACGGGCGUCAUGAGCUUCAUCAUGCACGAGAUUGUGUACUUUGGCCGCUGCCUGCCCUUCAUGAUCCUCGACAAGAUCCCUUACUUCCACAAGUACAAGAUUCAAGAUCAAAAGAUGCCGACCCUCAAGGAGCAGUGGGAUUGCGCCGCCAUUGUGCUCAUCAGCCACUUCACCACCGAACUUCCUCAGAUCUGGUUCUUCCAUCCCAUCGCCACCUACUUCGGCAUGGACUACGGCGUGCCCUUUCCCUCCAUCUCGAAAAUGGCCAUGCAGAUCGCCGUCAUGUUUGUCCUGGAGGAUACUUGGCACUACUGGUUCCAUCGAUGCCUGCACUACGGGCCACUUUACAGGGCCAUUCACAAGAUGCAUCACACAUACUCGGCUCCGUUUGGUUUGGCUGCCGAGUAUGCCUCUCCCAUCGAGACCAUGCUUCUUGGCUUGGGCGUCAUUGGAUCCCCCAUCCUGAUCCUUCUGGUCACGGGCGAUCUUCAUCUCAUCACCAUGUACACUUGGAUCAUCCUUCGACUUUUCCAGGCCAUUGACGCUCACAGCGGCUACGACUUCCCCUGGAGCUUGUGUCAUAUCCUCCCGGUAUGGGCUGGUGCCCAUCACCACGACAUGCACCACGAGAAGUUUAUCGGAAACUAUGGCUCCAGCUUCCGCUGGUGGGACUACAUGCUUGACACUGAGGCUGGUCCCGAGGCUCACAGGCGCCGUCGCGAGAAGAAGCUCAAGGCCAUCAGAGCCUCCAAAAAGGAGCAGUAA
Messenger RNA from Ustilaginoidea virens, 921 nucleotides. RefSeq lists its product as uncharacterized. Gene Ontology annotation, molecular function: iron ion binding; C-4 methylsterol oxidase activity. The record is from RefSeq and is a predicted model, not a curated record. The coding region runs from base 1 to 921 and encodes 306 amino acids. Lineage: Eukaryota; Fungi; Ascomycota; Sordariomycetes; Hypocreales; Clavicipitaceae. The transcript is spliced from 3 exons. Gene Ontology annotation, biological process: ergosterol biosynthetic process.